Anneissia japonica is the source of this 818-nucleotide messenger RNA. Its product is annotated as semaphorin-1A-like. Bases 216 to 803 code for a protein of 195 amino acids. The transcript is spliced from 6 exons. Gene Ontology annotation, biological process: negative regulation of axon extension involved in axon guidance; negative chemotaxis; neural crest cell migration. The record is from RefSeq and is a predicted model, not a curated record. Gene Ontology annotation, molecular function: semaphorin receptor binding; chemorepellent activity. Lineage: Eukaryota; Metazoa; Echinodermata; Crinoidea; Comatulida; Comatulidae.
AUGCGCCGAAUGGUAAGCUGUUACCGAAGGCAGCGAUGGCGUUCCAUAUGUAUGCUAUGGCGUUUUUAUCUUCGGUUGUUAAUAAAAAAUGUUUUUCCUUGUCUUCGACUGAGGUUUCGCUCUGUUGAAUGCCUGUUAUAAAGAGUAUUUCAAUCUGAAUUACAUGAUACUUUACAUAUAUUAAUACCGAAGAGAGCAUCUGAGGAUCUAUUAUUAUGGGGUGUUUGACGUGUAGUGCAAUAUUUGUUACCAUAGCAGCUAUGACUCAUUUUGAAGCAUGUGUUGGAGAGAAUAUGAAAAGAACUUUGCUGGGUAGUGACAUUUUUGAUUUGAGUAUUACUGAAGACGAAGGCAUGAGAUAUAGACUACUGUCGAUUGAGAACAAUACCUUAUUUGUUGGAGGAAAAAAUAAACUGAUAGCAAUUCCUUUAAAUUUAGAAAUGGAAAGAAAUUUUACAACAAAAUUUAAUGUUUGUGAGCCAUUCAAUGAUCUUGAAUGUUCUAAGCAAAAUAAAAAGGAUGCUUGUUUCAACUACAUCAGAGUUUUUAAAGUGAUGAACGAUAAUAAAAUAUUUGUUUGUGGAAGUAACGCGCUCUAUCCUCGCUGUUACUACCUCAAAUAUGAGAUAUCAGAUAACAAUGAGUGGGUUAUUACUGGGAUGGAAGAUACAUUCGAAUGUAACAGAUGGGAUAAGGCAUACCAUAGUGGUGUUGAUUUCACUCCUUUCACUUGGAAUAGUGAAAUGGUUCAUGAAUUCUCUGGUGAGUUAUUGUUGUUAUCUAAAAACCGAAAGGUCCACUGAUUAAUCUCAGUUUAA